UCAAUCCAAUCUAUAUCUCCUUGUUCCAAUUCCGUACAUAUUCUCAUUCCUUGCGUAAAUUUCUCAUCUUUCUUCAUCGAUUUUCUGCAUCAUCAAGUUUUAAUUUCAAUUUUCAUUCUUUGAUUGUGUUUGAUGAUUGUUAGCUCUUUAGAAGAGCAAUGAGUCAUUCUGCAGCCGGACUAGGAAAGCCUGGCUCAGGUAAAAGGAGAAUAAGGGAUCUUUUAAAUCAAUCUGAUAACCGAGUCUGCGCUGAUUGUGGCGCUCCAGAUCCUAAAUGGGCGUCAGCAAAUAUCGGAGUGUUCAUUUGCUUAAAAUGUUGCGGUGUGCACAGAAGCCUUGGCACUCAUAUCUCAAAGGUCUUAUCUGUGACAUUAGAUGAAUGGUCCGAUGAAGAAGUGGAUUCUAUGAUUGAAAUUGGAGGAAAUGCCUCUGCGAAUUCAAUUUACGAGGCAUUUAUACCUGAAGGUAGCUCUAAGCCUGGACCUGAUGCUAGUCACGACCAGCGUAUGAGGUUUAUCAGGUCAAAAUAUGAGCUCCAAGAGUUUCUGAAACCAAGCUUGCGGAUCACAUCUGUGAAAGGCUCUAGUACAAAGAAUCCAGCAUAUCUUUCAUCAAGCCUAUCUAAAAAGAUUAUAGAUAGCUUUCGCACAAACUCAUCAUCGCAACAGCCGCAACUUGAAGGCAUGGUUGAGUUUAUUGGAAUGUUGAAGGUGACUCUCAAAAAGGGUACCAAUUUAGCCAUCCGAGAUAUGAUGACAAGCGAUCCCUAUGUUGUGUUGACUCUAGGACAACAGACUGUACAAUCAACUGUAAUGAAGAGCAACUUAAACCCGGUCUGGAACGAGGAACUCAUGCUCUCUGUCCCUCAUAACUAUGGCUCAGUGAAGUUGCAAGUGUUUGAUUAUGACACAUUUUCUGCUGAUGACAUAAUGGGAGAAGCUGAGAUUGAUAUCCAGCCUCUGAUUACAUCUGCAAUGGCUUUUGGGGACCCUGAAAUGUUUGGAGAUAUGCAGAUUGGAAAAUGGCUGAAAUCACACGACAAUGCCUUAAUAGAGGAUAGCAUCAUCAACAUUGCAGAUGGGAAAGUGAAACAAGAGGUUCAAAUCAAGCUUCAGAAUGUUGAAUCAGGUGAAUUAGAACUAGAAGUGGAGUGGCUGCCUCUUGACCAAUAAAAUAGCAAACUAUUAUAGGCUCACUAAAUAUAUAUGAAAAAAAAACUUAUUAUUGUAUUCAUUCAUUUCAAGUUUUUUUUUAACUUUAUCCCCCUUUGUUCUUGUUUGAGAAAUUUUGAAACUUUAUUCUUGAAAACUCUCUUUGGUUUGUAAUGCUAUUUUUACAGAUUAGACCAGUUGUAUAACUCAGAUGGAUGCAUAUGUUUU
Messenger RNA from Eutrema salsugineum, 1379 nucleotides. Its product is annotated as ADP-ribosylation factor GTPase-activating protein AGD12. The coding region runs from base 159 to 1172 and encodes 337 amino acids. The record is from RefSeq and is a predicted model, not a curated record. Gene Ontology annotation, molecular function: GTPase activator activity; phospholipid binding. The transcript is spliced from 9 exons. NCBI's taxonomy places the organism in Eukaryota, Viridiplantae, Streptophyta, Magnoliopsida, Brassicales, Brassicaceae.